AUGGCUCCACAGACUGGCCCCAGCGAGAAGGGGACAGGACCUGUUCCGGCCUUUCCACAGCUUUUCACUUGGGAAGAGAUCAGGAUCCACAACGGCCGCGGGCAGGGCCGGGAGCAGUGGCUGGUGGUUGACAGGAAGGUUUAUGAUGUCAGCCAGUUUUCCAAGAGACAUCCCGGGGGCAGCCGGGUUAUCAGCCACUAUGCCGGGCAGGAUGCCACGGAUGCCUUUGUGGCAUUCCACAACGACAAGACCCUGGUGAAAAAGUACCUGAAAUCUCUGCUGAUUGGGGAGCUGGCACCUGAUCAACCCAGCUUUGAGUCUAAUAAAAAGAAAUCCCUCUUGGAGGAUUUUCGUGAGCUGCGCUGCGCCAUUGAGAAGAUGGGACUUCUGAGGCCCAAUUACUUCUUCUUCUUCCUGAUUUUCCUUCACCUCCUGGUGCUGGAUGCUGCAUCCUGGCUCGUGCUCUGGUACUUUGGCGUAUCCCUGGUGCCUUUCCUGGUUGGCAUGGUGUUCUUCACCACUGCCCAGAUCCAGAUGGGCUGGUUCCAGCACGAUCUGGGGCACUGCUCUGUCUUCAGGAAGCCCAGGUGGAAUCGUCUCCUGCAGAUUGUGGUGAUAAACAUGCUGAAGGGGCUGCCUGCCAGCUGGUGGAACCAUCUGCACAACCAGCACCACGCCAAGCCCAACUGCUUUCGCAAGGACCCCGACCUCAACAUGCACCCUCUGCUCUUCAGCCUGGGAAAGACCCUCUCCCUGGAGCUUGGAAAGCAGAAGAAGAAGUUCAUGCCUUACAAUUACCAGCACAAGUAUUUCAUCUUGCUGGCCCCACUCGCCCUCAUACCCUUCUUCCAGCUGUCAACAAUAUACUUUGCAAUCAAGAGGAAAAAGUGGUUGGACCUGAUAUUGGUUGUGACUUUCAACAUCCGAGUCUGCCUCAUGUAUGUUCCUUUAAUGGGUUUUAAAACCUUCAUGAUAUACUACUGGCUGUCCAGGUACCUUGAGAGUAGCUGGUUUAUUUGGGUGUCCCAAAUGAACCACAUCCCAAUGAACAUUGAUUAUGACAAGAACAAAGACUGGGUGUCCACUCAGCUCCACGCAACCUGCAACGUGAACCAGUCUGUGUUCAAUGACUGGUUCACUGGGCACCUGAACUUCCAAAUCGAGCAUCACCUGUUCCCCACAAUGCCUCGGCACAACUACUGGAAAGUGUCUCCCCUGGUGAAAAGCCUCUGUGACAAGCAUGGCAUUGAGUACAAAAGCAAGACUUUGCUGACAGCCUUUGUAGAUAUUUUGCAUUCCCUGAAGGAUUCUGGGGAGCACUGGCUGGAAGCAUAUCUGCAUGGAUAG
Molecule: messenger RNA, 1347 nt
Organism: Camarhynchus parvulus
Lineage: Eukaryota; Metazoa; Chordata; Aves; Passeriformes; Thraupidae
Product: acyl-CoA (8-3)-desaturase-like
Exons: 12
Coding region: 1-1347 (448 amino acids)
Biological process (GO): lipid metabolic process
Cellular component (GO): membrane
Molecular function (GO): oxidoreductase activity, acting on paired donors, with oxidation of a pair of donors resulting in the reduction of molecular oxygen to two molecules of water
Source: RefSeq, a predicted model, not a curated record